Molecule: messenger RNA, 2801 nt
Organism: Sander lucioperca (pikeperch)
Lineage: Eukaryota; Metazoa; Chordata; Actinopteri; Perciformes; Percidae
Product: RNA-binding protein 4B-like
Exons: 4
Coding region: 141-1181 (346 amino acids)
Cellular component (GO): cytosol
Molecular function (GO): mRNA binding
Source: RefSeq, a predicted model, not a curated record
AACCCCGACGAUAGACAGAAGAAGAGAAGGCAGGCAAAAAGCAAACGGAAGUCGGCAUCCCCCAUUCGGCUAAAGAACAGCUCUCGAGAAGGAUUUGAAUUCUUUGUAAGGGCCGCCCUGUAAAAAAAAGAUCUUUAACAAUGGUGAAGAUUUUUGUGGGGAAUCUGCCCCGAGAAGCAGACCAGGAGGAAAUCAAGGCACUCUUUACGGAGUACGGCACUGUCACAGAAUGUGCCAUCAUCAAGAACUACGCCUUUGUCCACAUGGAUGACCGCAAGGACGCCACCAAAGCCAUUAAGAAUCUGCACCUCUACAAGCUUCACGGCACACCAAUCAACGUGGAGGCCAGCCACGGGAAGAACCAGGGCGCAGUCAAACUGCAUGUGGCUAAUGUAGAAAAGGGAGCCGAUGACGAGCUCCGUGCUCUUUUUGAAGAGUAUGGCUCGGUCACAGAGUGUGCAGUUGUAAAGAAUUUUGCUUUUGUACACAUGUCUAACUCUGAAGAGGCCAUGGAUGCCAUCAAGGGACUGGACAAUUCUGAAUUUCAAGGCAAACGCAUCCAUGUUCAGAUUUCUAAGAGCCGUCCCAGACAUGACGAACGGGAUGACUACCCCCCUCCUCCCCCAGACAGGGGUGGCUAUUGGCCCCCUCGUUACCCAGGAGAGAGGCACGACCUCCCCCCCCCACCCAGCUACAUGAGAGGCCGCCUCAGCCAUUUACCCCCAGGUUACCCUGCUCCUCCGCUGCCACCCCCUCCCCCCAGACGAUCCGUUUACCCUGAACGACCCUAUGAGGGUGAAAGGGAGAGAUACGGCGUGGUAGAUUACUAUGAGAAGUACAGAGCCCGUCCUUAUGGCAUGGCCUAUGAGGACCAACGUGCUGGCGCCCCUCCUCCUCCCCCUCCCCCCUCAGCCGUCGUCCGAGACCGCCUUAUGACCUCGUCGCUUGACCCAUAUGAGCGUCGUCCCCUCCCACCUCCUCCGUCCUCGUACUAUGCCCGAGAUCGCAGUCCCCUCCGGAGAGCGCCUAGCGCGCCUAUGCCCCCUGCCAGUAAUGGCUACUCCUACGAGCGCUCUCGACUCUCCCCGGUUUCCCGGGUCCCGGCAUACGGAGUUCCACGCGCCAGGGACCCCUACGCAGAACGGCUGCCUCCGCCACCGCCUGCACGCUACGCUUAUUAAGCAAGGCCCUGGCAUGUGAAGGAUCGUCGUCCGACUGCGUCGCCGCUCGCCGCCUCCUGAUGCACGUGACACUAUCCUCUUCCUGUCUGUGGCUGAGCGCGUUACGUUCACCUGCGACGCUCACAGGAGGAACUGAAUUGCCGACGUCCUCGUCUGUUUUUGUUUUUAUUUUGGGAAAGCUUUUACUCGUUUCCCCCCCCCCCCCCCUGAUUGUUUUAGUUUGUCAUUGUGCUGUAGUGUAUAUAUAUAUUUUUUUUUUUUUUAUGCUUGACGUCUGAAUUAGGCGGUUUUUUAUUUGUACUUUUACGUUGAACAAAAUUAGUAUUCUGAUGUUGUGUGUGACCUUAGAAAGCUGAAUAAUUUCAGUAGUCUCUAGGCGAUACUUGUGACUGUAGAUUUAACUGAACUGAAUCAUGUUUAGUGUUAAAUCUAAUCUGCACGUUGGUUCCAUCAUGUUACGCAUUCCCAUCGCAAACCAAACCUCAAUGUGGCGGUGCUGUGGAAAGUUAAACUGCUAAGACGUAGGGGUUUGACAAAUGUAGAAAGCAACUGUUAAUAGGACAGUCACCGCAAAGCGUUCACAUGUACCUGUCCAUUGUCGAACUUGUUUUUAAUAAACGGAUUUGUGCAGUAAUGUUGUUCACAUGUGCCCAAAAUCAUGCCCCGCGCUAAAACACCAUCUGUGUCACCACUUAACUUUAAUCGGAAACUGCCUAAAUCUUCGAAAAAAAAUAAGCAUGUCCCAUAUUGAAUGAUUAUCCGUUUUAGUUAAUGGAGAAGUCACGUGUAAUAAACUAGUUCAAAUCGUCACGCUGAUUAAAUAACUCUGGUCUUAAUUCAUCAGCGUACCUUUUUUAGCUUGUCCCCUUCAGUGCCAAAAUUUGGAACAUGUUCACAUUUGAGCAUAAGUGAAGAAGAGUGUAACACUCCAAGCCAUACUCCCACCAGCUGAGCUCAUAGGUGAGACUAGUUUACCUUGAAUCUGGGGGGAGAUGACAUCAAAGGCUGCUGGAGACCUUCAGAGUCAACAGGUAAGUCAAGGGCUUUAAGGACUACUGAAGUAGAAAGUACUGCUCACAUUGAACUUCUAGGUAAAUGUUGCUAGUUUACUAUUAACUACAGAGGUUUGUAGUAGCCCUGGAGUGUUAGCUAGCCAACUGUUUUUCACUCAUUGAAAUCCAUUCAGCUGUAAAUCUGCUCUUUGCCUCGGUAAGUUUGCUGUGAAAUAAGCAAUGUGUAUAUAGUUGACAGGUUAGGCAAUGCCAGCAAAUUGAAUUUGGACUACGGUAAUCCAGCAGGGUUUGAUGACCGUAGUUGAAAUCUGGAAAAAAAAAUUGUUUUUUGUAAUUGGAAAUGAAGAGAAGCUUCCAGGAUACCUAGCUUUGUUCAAACUGAAGCGAGAAUUAAGAAUUUGACUGAAUGGAUUAGUAAAAUCCACACUAGGUCUUGUAGACAUACCUUUUUAAACCCAUAUAACACAUGAAGUCAAUUAACGCAUACAAUGAAAUUAAAACAAACUGAUUUUACACAAUUUUGAUGGACCUGAGACAUUUACAGUACUUUGCAUUGUAUUGCUGUUUUGAAAGCUGACCUGCAUGAAUAAAAUAUUUCCAACUGUAA